Molecule: messenger RNA, 1059 nt
Organism: Indicator indicator
Lineage: Eukaryota; Metazoa; Chordata; Aves; Piciformes; Indicatoridae
Gene: CHST11
Product: carbohydrate sulfotransferase 11
Exons: 3
Coding region: 1-1059 (352 amino acids)
Biological process (GO): carbohydrate biosynthetic process; proteoglycan biosynthetic process
Cellular component (GO): membrane
Molecular function (GO): sulfotransferase activity
Source: RefSeq, a predicted model, not a curated record
AUGAAGCCGGCGGUGCUGGAAGUAAUGAGGAUGAACCGGGUGUGCAGGGUGGUCCUGGUCACUUCCGUGGGCUCCUUCAUCCUCGUCAUCUUCUAUUUCCAAAGUAUGUUGCACCCAGUAAUGCGUAGAAAUCCAUUCGGGAUGGACAUUUGCUGCCGGAAAGGAUCCAGAAGCCCGCUCCAGGAGCUAUAUAAUCCCACCCAGGUGAGUUUAUCCAACACAGCAAUUCUGCAUCAGAUUAGACGAGACCAGGUGACAGACACAUGCCGAGCGAACAGCGUCUCUAGCCGGAAGCGCCGCGUGCUGACGCCCAACGAUCUCAAACACCUGGUUGUGGAUGAAGAUCACGAAAUGAUCUAUUGCUACGUUCCCAAAGUGGCCUGCACAAACUGGAAGCGAGUCAUGAUGGUUUUGACGGGAAGAGGCAAGUACAGCGACCCAAUGGAAAUCCCAGCCAAUGAAGCCCAUGUGUCUUCAAACUUGAAGACCCUCAACCAGUACAGCAUUCCAGAGAUCAACCACCGCUUGAAAAACUACAUGAAGUUCCUCUUUGUUCGCGAGCCUUUUGAGAGACUGGUGUCAGCCUACAGGAACAAGUUCACCCAGAAGUACAACACUUCCUUCCACAAACGAUACGGCACCAAAAUCGUGAGGCGACAGAGGAAGAACGCAACCCAGGAAGCUCUGCGUAAAGGCGACGACGUGAAAUUUGAAGAGUUCGUGGCGUAUCUCAUCGACCCCCACACCCAGAGAGAAGAGCCCUUCAACGAGCACUGGCAGACUGUGUACUCUCUCUGCCACCCUUGCCACAUCCACUACGACCUCAUAGGAAAAUACGAAACGCUCGAAGAGGAUUCAAAUUACAUUCUCCAGCUGGCGGGAGUAGGCAACUACCUGAAGUUUCCCACCUAUGCAAAGUCUACGAGAACUACUGAUGAAAUGACCACAGAGUUCUUCCAGAACAUCAGCUCCGAGCACCAAACGCAGCUGUACGAAGUCUACAAACUUGAUUUUUUAAUGUUCAACUACUCAGUGCCAAGCUACCUGAAAUUGGAAUGA